Messenger RNA from Necator americanus (New World hookworm), 516 nucleotides. RefSeq lists its product as uncharacterized. The transcript is spliced from 2 exons. The record is from RefSeq and is a predicted model, not a curated record. Lineage: Eukaryota; Metazoa; Nematoda; Chromadorea; Rhabditida; Ancylostomatidae. The coding region runs from base 1 to 516 and encodes 171 amino acids.
AUGCUCUCCAGAGAGAAAUAUGAUGCUUUUCGCAUUGGGUCUGCCAACAACGAGCCGAUCAACGUCCGACGAUGCUACGAAUGCAACUUCAUCAUUGAUGGUCAUCGAAGCUAUGGUAACGGGAGGGCGCUACUUUUCAUAGCUUGGCUCAACCAAAGCGUAUCUUCAAUUGGAAGUGGGCGACGUCUCAAAGCAGCUACUCACUAUCAACACGCACUGUGGAUUGUACCGCUUCAUUCGACUACCUUUGGAUUGAAACCAGUUCCUGGUAUAUUCCAACAAUAUAUGGAUGCUCUUAUCGCUGGAUUAGAUGGAACUGCCGCCUAUCUCGACGACAUACUGGUUACUGGUAGAACCAUCGGCGAACACAAUGCCCGAUUAGAGGUCGUAUUCAAGCGGAUUCAAGACUACGGACUUCGCGUUCGACUCGACAAAUGUGCUUUUCUGCAGGCGGAGAUCACCUACCUUAGGUUCGUCAUCAAGGCGCAAGGACUUCAGUCAACUUCGCUCUUUUGA